This is a messenger RNA of Syngnathus typhle (broad-nosed pipefish), 1574 nucleotides long. RefSeq names its product ankyrin repeat domain-containing protein 10-like. The transcript has 6 exons. Gene Ontology annotation, molecular function: protein binding. The record is from RefSeq and is a predicted model, not a curated record. NCBI's taxonomy places the organism in Eukaryota, Metazoa, Chordata, Actinopteri, Syngnathiformes, Syngnathidae. The coding region runs from base 1 to 1062 and encodes 353 amino acids.
AUGUCUAUAGAACGAGACUUUUCGAGCGCCGAUGAGGCGCUCACGGGCAUGUUCCCCAUCCACCGCGCUUGUCGUGAUGGAGAUGUUGGAGCUUUGCUGUCACUGAACCAGCAUCACAUCCAUCUAACAACCGAGGACUCCUGCUACGGUUGGACCCCCAUUCACUGGGCUGCUCACUGUGGACAGUUGGAGUGUGUCAUGCGCCUGGUGCAGAUGGGUUGCAACGUGAACAUGGUGUCCACUCGCUUCAACCAUACCCCAAUACACACCGCUGCACUUGGGGGGCAUACUCGCUGUGUUUUGUGGCUGUUGCAGGCUGGUGCAGAUGUCAACCGGCAGGAUUUGGUAGGUGAGGCUCCCAUCCAUAAAGCUGCCAGAGCAGCCUCCAUGGAGUGUAUCCAGGUUCUGCUGAUAGCAGGUGCCAAACUACACUUAAGGAACACCAGUGGCCAAACCGCAGCUGACCUCGCGCGCACUCACGGCUCUGAUGACUGCCUCCGCUUCAUAGCUAACUUGCAGGAGCACCUGUUGCAGCUCGGUGAGCUCCAUGGCAACGGGGAGAAGAAUGGGAACGGCCCUGUCCGUGAUCCCGGUCUGCUGUGUAGGAAAAGGCUGCAGUCUGCUUUUGAGAAUGGUCAAAUGAAGAAGGCAAGGAGAGAAAUGUUACCACAGAUGCAGCAUUCUGAGCUUGAGGACAGCAUGGAAUACAACUGUGGAGCUCAUCCACCCUCUCCUGUUGACGACGAACCGAUGAAAAGCAUUCCCGACUGUGAUGAGGUUUCCACACGGCUGUCUUGGCAGCAGGGAAGUUCUUCAUCCGAUCAGCGCAACUCACCUGAUAUGUGCGGCUCACUGCAUCUGACUGGAAGUCCCAACAGCUGCGUGCCCCAUCGACCAGAAUCAGAGAAUCUACUAAAAGCUGAUUGGGGCGAAUUCCUACUUUAUGGACAUUAUCAUGGCUUUGGGGACACAGCGGAGGAGUUAUCUGACAGAGACCACUAUGAACAGAAGUCUUUUCAAAAUAUGGAAGGUGUCAUGCAACUGUCCCACGACAGAUUCUAAAUCAAAGGCAUUUUUAUAUUUUCUCACAGGCUGUCUCGGUUCCCCAAAUUGUCACAUGAAAUUUGUUCAUGAUGAUCUCACUUUUUUGGGACACAUUUUGGGAAUGUCCUCUUGGUGCUUCAUCGGACUCUGGGUUGUAUACAAAAGUUUCCAAACCGUUAUUGUGCCAGAGCAUUAAUCAUUUAUAAAUCUAGUUAGUAUUUACAUUAGAGAGAAAAGAAAUACAGGGUUAUCUUUGUAAUCUGCAGCACCCUGAUGUUACUUGAAGUCCAUAACCGUGCAACUGUUUUUGCUACAAGCAGCAGGGAUGCCUGUAUUUCUCUUUUUCAUCCGCUUAUUUGAUGUUGGGGCAAGAAAUGUAUUGGUUCGUCUGACUUUGACCGGGAUCCGCUGUGCAUUCCUUAGUUACCUUUGAAUUGUGAUGUACUGUAUACCUUUUUGUAACUUGCUUCUCAAUAUUCCCACCAUUUCUGACAAUCAAAAAUACAUUUAGUAAAAGUUUCAAAAAAAUA